Molecule: messenger RNA, 3200 nt
Organism: Polyodon spathula (Mississippi paddlefish)
Lineage: Eukaryota; Metazoa; Chordata; Actinopteri; Acipenseriformes; Polyodontidae
Product: potassium voltage-gated channel subfamily D member 1-like
Exons: 6
Coding region: 799-2703 (634 amino acids)
Biological process (GO): protein homooligomerization; potassium ion transmembrane transport
Cellular component (GO): voltage-gated potassium channel complex; membrane
Molecular function (GO): A-type (transient outward) potassium channel activity; protein binding
Source: RefSeq, a predicted model, not a curated record
CAAUCAAGGCUGGAGAGAGAGAGAAAGAGAGGGACACCGACACAAUCAAACCUGGAGAGAGAGAGGGAUGAAAAAUUGUCAAUCUUGCAACUUCUGAACUCAUCCCAACAGUUAAUUGUGGAUCAUUCUUUGAAGAGGGAGGAGAAAACGAACCGUCCAAGAAUAUCACUUUUUAAAGGUUUUUUUUUUUUUUUUUUCCCUGCGUUCCUUAUGUCUCUUUUUUAAAUAAUUUUUUAGCAGGGCUGUUUGCGCUGAAUUGCCUUUUAAAAUGUCUUAAAGCCAUAAAACAAAAAAACCCUGGCAGCGUUUGACCAGAAUAAAUUAAUUGCUUCAGGAACCGUACACAGACUGCUUUCCGCGAUCGCUUGCUUUUUUAAAACAAUAAUAACGUUUUUGGUACUGAGCUUCAGCUAAAAUAAUUCCCAAAGAUUUCCCUGGAUUUUCCUGUUUGAUUUUACUUGAGCCAUGGAAAGACAGUCGUUGACAAUAAUCCCCUUUUGCUGGUUUUGAUUCCUACUUAAUUGCCUGGAUUUAAAAAAAUAAAUAAAAUAGAAGACGAAAAAUGUGGUAAACCAAAAGCACUUGAUGUUUGGAUGCCAGAGGUUUCUUUUCCUUUUGAAUCUUAAAGGCCGCUGGGAAACAACCCUUCUUCCCCUCCCUUCCCUUUCCCACCUCUCCAGUCCCUUUUCUCUCUUGCCUCUUCUCCCCAAACAGCCUAUCCUAUCCUUUAAGAAAGCCAAGCUCCAGAAGAAAUCCCUUCCUGUCCUCUAAACCCAGCUUUAGAAGAAAUUCGCUAAAAUGGCAGCUGGUGUGGCAACGUGGCUGCCCUUUGCUCGGGCAGCGGCCGUGGGCUGGCUCCCGCUGGCCAAGAACUCCUUACCCAAGCCUCCAGGCGACAAGACAAGCCGCCACGACGAGAUCCUCAUCGUUAACGUGAGCGGGAGUCGUUUCCAGACUUGGAAAAACACUCUGGACCGCUACCCCGACACCCUCCUGGGCAGCUCAGAAAAAGAGUUCUUCUUCAACGAGGAGACCCAGGAGUACUUCUUCGACCGAGACCCAGAGAUGUUCCGGCACGUCCUGAACUUUUACCGCACGGGCAAGCUGCACUACCCCCGGCACGAAUGCAUCCAGGCCUUUGAGGAGGAGCUGGCCUUUUACGGGAUAAUCCCAGAGAUCAUCGGGGCCUGCUGCAUGGAGGAAUAUCGGGACCAGAAGAAGGAGAACCAGGAACGGUUGGAUGAGGACAAGGAGGCGGAAAUGGCGAAGGAAAUCCCUCUCCCGCCGGACAGCACUAUCAAGGAGCGGCUCUGGAGGGCCUUCGAGACCCCCCACACCAGCACCACGGCACUGGUUUUCUACUAUGUGACAGGCUUCUUCAUCGCCAUCUCGGUCAUGGCCAACGUGGUCGAGACCAUCCCCUGCAGGGCCCCCAAGGGGAUGGUGAAGGACCUGCCCUGCGGUGAGAAGUUCUCUCUGGCCUUCUUCUGCUUGGACACGGCCUGCGUGAUGAUCUUCACCUUCGAGUACCUGUUGAGGUUCUUCGCCGCUCCGAGCCGCGUCAAAUUCAUGCGCUCGGUGAUGAGCAUCAUUGACGUGGUCGCCAUCAUGCCCUACUACAUCGGCCUGGUCAUGCCUGAGAACGAGGACGUCAGCGGCGCCUUCGUCACGCUCAGAGUCUUCAGGGUCUUCCGGAUCUUCAAGUUCUCCCGGCAUUCCCAGGGCCUCCGGAUCCUGGGGUACACCCUGAAGAGCUGUGCCUCCGAGCUCGGCUUCCUGCUCUUCUCUCUCACCAUGGCCAUCAUCAUAUUCGCCACCGUCAUGUUCUACGCAGAGAAAGGAACCAAGGAGACCAAAUUCACCAGCAUCCCGGCAUCAUUCUGGUACACCAUCGUCACCAUGACCACGCUCGGGUAUGGAGACAUGGUGCCCAGCUCCAUCGCUGGCAAGAUCUUCGGGUCGAUCUGCUCUCUGAGUGGCGUGCUGGUCAUCGCCCUGCCUGUGCCCGUCAUCGUGUCGAACUUCAGCCGCAUCUACCAUCAGAACCAGCGAGCGGACAAGCGCCGGGCACAGCUGAAAACACGACUGUCGAGAAUUCGCCUGGCAAAGAGAGGGACCACCAACGCUUUCCUGCAGUACAAAGAGCACGGUGGGCUACAGGACCAGAGCAGUGGGAACCCGGCACUGUGUAUAAGGAACCGAUCCGCCUUUGAGCAUCAACAUAACCAUCUACUGCACUGCCUAGAGAAAACUACAAGCCACGAGUUCACGGAUGAACGCACGUACAACGAGUCGUGCAACAUUGAGUCCGUGGGCUACCAGACCAGCCGCAGCACCUCUGUCUCCAGCCGCCAGGGCCAGUCCGCCUCCUGCUGCUCCCGCUGGGCCAAGAGGAGAGCCAUCCGGCUGCCCAACUCCACGGUGUCAGUGAGCCGGGCUAGCGUGCAAGAGCUGGACACGCUGCAGGGGCAGAAGAGCAUCCCACAGAGCCGCUCGAGAUUGAAUGCCAGGACUCAGGACUUGAAGCUGAACUGUGGUGGUGAUACGGACUUCACUGCAGCAAUCAUUAGCAUACCCACCCCGCCAGCCAACACCCCCGACGACAGCCUGCCCCCCUCGUCCGCCAUCUCUGGCAUCCUGCGCAACCCGGGGGGCGCGAGCAGCCAAAACACACAGGAGGCAGUUAAAAUCUCCUCCCUGUAGCCUCUGUCAGACACUCCCAGCUGAGACAGAGCAGGACUGGAGACAUAACAAAACAAAACACAAAGACCCACUUCAGGGGAGGAGAGUACGAAAGAGACACCGUCCGAGGACCGAGGAGAGGAAAUAUACCUACCAGGACAAAAACAAAUAAAAACAAGAACUACACAGAAUUUAAUGGAGGAUUGAUUGAAGGAAUCAGAGUAUAUAUAUAUAUAUAUAUAUAUAUAUAUAUAUAUAUAUAAAUUGAUACGUUUUUACUGGUACCUGCUAUAGGGGGGUAUCAGUUCGUGGACGGACUGCUGUCUAACAGAUAUCAGAAGCUUAAACUAAAACAGCAUUAACCUAGAGGGAGAGAGAGAGAGAGAGAAAGGGAAGGGAAUAUUGGUAGAGUUGGAUACAAAAAAAAGUCUUUUAGUGGCGCCAGCUAAGGAACCAAACAAAGUCUGAAAUUUCUGUAUGAAAGUGUGUGUGUGUGUGUGUGUGUGUGUGUGUAUAUA